AUGGCUAAAACAUCUGAUUCGAGCACUUCCGAGGGCGUGAACUUUGCCAACGACGUUCAGCAUGCGGAAAAUGGAGACUCUAGUGCCUUUGAGAGGACCAGGUCUAGAGGAAGCAUCAUGCUAUCUCCGGAACUCUUUGAGAAGCUUUACUUGAAUCCGAAACCUCAAGUUGCUGGAAACCUUCGGAGUAUCAUUGGCAAUCCAACCCCUAUAGCCAUCACAGGAUUCGUCAUGGCCUUGACUCCUCUCUCUUUUUCCCUCAUGGGCUGGAGAGGAGCUGGCAACAAUGGAAUUGCUCAUAUUGGAGCAUACAUCUUCUUCGGAGGCAUUCUCUUGCUUGUUGGUGGAUUGCUAGAGUGUAUAAUCGGUAACACCUUCUCAUCCGUGGUGUUCAUGUCCUUUGCAUGCUUCUACCUCACCCUCGCCACGACCCUACAGCCCUUCUAUAAUGCCUACGCAGCCUAUUCACCAAACCCUGAUGAUCCCACUGCAGGACUCACAUCGGAGGGUUUCAAUGCCAGCUUUGGGCGGAGGAGCUGUGCUAUUCGCAGCAUGCCUCGGUGGAUGGUAUUUACUCUUUUCUUUGUUGCUUGA
Penicillium psychrosexuale is the source of this 594-nucleotide messenger RNA. RefSeq lists its product as uncharacterized. The transcript has 5 exons. Lineage: Eukaryota; Fungi; Ascomycota; Eurotiomycetes; Eurotiales; Aspergillaceae. The coding region runs from base 1 to 594 and encodes 197 amino acids. Gene Ontology annotation, molecular function: acetate transmembrane transporter activity. Gene Ontology annotation, cellular component: plasma membrane. The record is from RefSeq and is a predicted model, not a curated record.